AUGGCUGACUCUAUCCAGCCCAGCGAUGGGAGCGAGAACGCGGCCCCUCAGCUAGCAAAUAUCAUCCAGGCUCUUGAUGUUAUACAUUCCCCCGCCUCAUCGAAUGAAGUCAGAAAGCAAGCCUCGGAGUUUCUCGAGCAGCAGAAGCAUGAAAAGGCCGCUGUGCAGAAUGGCUACUUUUUGGCAGCGGAGAAGAGCCAUUCCCCCGUAGUCCAGCACCUUGGACUUUCGCUCCUGGAGCAUGUUUUGCGGUAUAAAUUUCUGGAGUUGUCUCCAGACCAGGUGAACCAUACCAGAGGCCUUGUCAUGAGUCUGGCUGAAGGGCUACGGUGCCAGGAUCCUUCUUACAUCCGCAACAAAGUGGCUUCGUUAUGGGUUGAACUUGCAAAGCGUACCUGGGGUCUGGAGUGGCCGCGGAUGGAUGAAUCAUUGGUGCAGCUAUGGAAUGCGACCUUUACCCAUAAAGAACUUGUGCUGACUGUGCUGGAGACUCUAUCAGAGGACAUAAUCCAUCAGGAAGACACAGCGUCGUCUCUCAGAGGCACAGAUUUAAACAGAGCUCUAGUGGAAAUCUGCACACCCUACGACGUUUUCAAAGUGGCGUACCCAACAAGGGACCAUCAUACUGAAAUACGUAGUGGGAGCGAGGGCUGGAUCUUCAGGGUUUCAUAUUUCUUAAGUGACUGUGUGCGAAAUUUCCAUGCAUCGGUGGAAGCCAGAACUUGUGCAUUAAAGUCAUUGAGCUGUCUGCGUUCGUUUGUUGCCUGGGUUAUACCAAUGGCCAUCGACUCAUCUCAAUGCAUCAUGGCCAUUUGUAGUGCCCUCGAAGUUGAGGAUGAUACAAUUCUUCUGGCGGCGGUCGAGGCGUUACACUCGUUAUAUGGAAGGUCAACUUAUAAUAUCGAAGAAUUCCAAAGGCUUGUGAACAUAAUAUAUCAAAACGACCAUCUUAACCUCCUGAGGAAGUUAUAUGAAUGGUCAAUUGUUGGCGCAGACAACAUUAUUGAGUCGAAAUACUCUAUAUCUAAAAAACUAUCCGAGUUGAUCUCCUAUAUUGCUGGCUUUCUCGAAGAGAAAUCUGUCGAUUUCACGAAAUCAAUUGACCUCCCUAGCUUUUUCUCCUUUCUCAUUAGCAUACUCCAGAAUCCAAGCCUUGUUGUGUCCAUACCAGUACUUCAUUCGUGGUCCAGGCUACUUGCCUCGAGCCAUAUAGGUGGAUUGGAUAUUGUCAACAACCUAAUAGGCCAGCUACUGCAGAUCUGUUCUCAGCGGCUCGUACGAUAUGAGGCUCUUCCAGAGGAUUCAGAUGACCCAACCAUGGUAUUCCUCAGCGAAGAUAUCGAUACUAUACCCGAACGCCAUGCCUUUGUUGGAAAUUAUCGGCGGUACUGCAGUCAAGUCAUUGAGGUUAUCGUUCAAAAACACGCACUUGAGGCAAUUCCCCAUAUCCUCACUGAGGUUGAUAGCGCCCUGGAUAACGUGUAUGCAGGGAAUGCUCCAUUCAACGUGGCUACAUUUCAGAAGCAAUCAAUACCUGCCCUGCGUGCUGAUAUCCAAUUCACGGUAGUUGAGGCAAUGCUGAAGGGCUAUCUCAAAUGGAAAGGAUCGUUGGGAUCUAACCCUCAACAAGACGAACAACAGCGUCUGGAAUUAGAGAACGCACUUGAAAACUGGGCCAUGGGUCUGAUGAACCGUAAUUUCGAGGACCCGUGCAUAAAACAACGAGUGCUACGGUUAUGCGUUGACAUUUCGGCAAAGGCGCUGGUAGAUCGGCCAAGUUACGCGCUGAAAAUUCUUGAGCAUAUAUUGAUGGUCCAGAUACCCGAUCACCCAGAAUAUUCUGCGUAUUCGGAGUCAGUGAGAGAGCUCUACAAUAUGGCCACGUAUGAGAUUCGGAGGCUUGCGAUUAGAUACGCCGACUACUUUGCCAAUUACUACGAGCCGCUGGAACAAAAAGCGCAGGAAAUUGGGAAAAGGCCCAAUGAUGAGGGACGUCCUCAUAUGGAGUUAUCUGCGAUCCUCUUAAUCAUCAUGCAGCGUGCUCGGAACGUGGAUCCGUAUAUUAGACAGGCCCGAUUGAACUCAUUUGUUGACCCAAUCAAGCAGGCAUGGACUAAUCAAGAACUAAAGCUGGUACUGGGUUCAUUCAAGGGGUUUUAUGACGUUCUUGGAUUGGAUAAAGUACGCCCUUACCUUCAGAAACGUGAAGCACAGAAGAUAGAAGAUUGGACUGCCGUCCCACUCGACGCCGAAGGCAUACAUAUCCAGGAAGAUUUAAGUAAAAAAUUUCAGGAGUUACCCCUGCGCCCUACCCGCACGCUUCUUGCUGUAUCAACGGAGAAGGUGAAAAAAGAUGAACCAGCAUACCAGAUUGCCCUUGACUUAUGGAAAGAUACUAUUCCCCUAAUCUUGCCAACUAUUCUCCAGCUUAUUAGUCAUGCGCAUGCUUUUCAUAAUCCUGAUAAUUGGGAAGGUCUUCCUGAGGACAUGCGUCCCGUUGUUGGUCGAAUUUUGACUGACAGGUUCUGGCAAGCCGGUAUUUCAAGUGGGAGCAGGCAAGAAUUCUACUCGAAAAUAGCUGGGUCAAAAACUACGCUCGAAGGGCUUUCAUCAUCUGUUCGCGGAAAAGUGAGAGCCGUCAGAGAAGCAUGCUAUUCGGUUCUUUUCAGCAUGAGCCGGCUAGAAAAUUAUUUUUACGGGUUUCCUGAGCUUCCUGUCCCACUUUCGCAGGCGCUAUACAAAGAUGCUUUCUCCCUAUCCUCACACCAAUUUUCGGUCCUCUUAAAUAUUUCACGAUGUCUAAUAGAUGACUGUCCGUCGGAUGCUCGCGCUGAUUUCUUACCCCCGAUGAUGUCCGCGUUAUUUUUGCAACUUGACCAGAAAGUUACUGGCGAGUGGGACAUGAUCCAGCGCCGAAGGAUAGGUGUCGUCGAUGAUGACCUUACCGAGGAAAUGAAAGACGAAAGUAUCCUUAGACAAUUGACAUACUCUGCUGUCAUCAUGGUGGCUAGCUUCCUGGAUCCCGAGCGAGAAGAAGGGGCUCAAAACCCUUCAAAAACAGGAGAGCUCAAGGCUUCUGAUGAAGGGCAACCUGAAACAAUGCGGAGUUUCAUUAUAUCAUCGACCCAGAUCCUUGAACCAGUUCUUCUAUUCUGCACACAUGCCUUGCAAAUGCAUGACACACGGUGUUGCGCUAUUAUAACGCGCGUUAUUCGAUCCAUGCUAUCGGAAUUUGUUCCCGCGACCGACACUCCAACAGCUGCUACCAUUCGGGAAUUCAUUAGUACUGAAGUUUUGAAAGCGUGUAUAAACUCAGCUCAUGACCCAUAUUUUGUGGACAUGCAAAAGGAUCUUGCACAGCUCAUUUCUUCUAUAUGGAUUUUAUAUGGUCCAACAACAAAUACUCCUAGAUCUAUCAUUUUGAGCUUGCCAAGAAUUCUGGAACAGAAGGUGAAGGCAGCGGAGGACGCACUUCACGGUUCAGCUUCAAGCCGACAACAGAAAGCUAUCAUAUUGGAUCUGCUGGAGGGUGUGCGAGGAGUGAGGAUCAGUGAGCAAGGACGUAUUCUGGGUACGGCCGUCAAUCGUCGGAAGGAACGCAGUGCAAUGCAGGCGAGAUAUAUAUCUACAGGAAUGGAGGGAGAAGAAGUCAAGAAAAUUGACAUCAAUGACGGGGCUGACCUAACGUUCGUAGCCGAUAUUUUCAAUCAGGCUUAA
This is a messenger RNA of Trichophyton rubrum CBS 118892, 3717 nucleotides long. RefSeq lists its product as uncharacterized. Gene Ontology annotation, biological process: protein export from nucleus; RNA export from nucleus. The transcript has 11 exons. Gene Ontology annotation, cellular component: cytoplasm; RNA nuclear export complex; nucleus. The record is from RefSeq and is a predicted model, not a curated record. Bases 1 to 3717 code for a protein of 1238 amino acids. NCBI's taxonomy places the organism in Eukaryota, Fungi, Ascomycota, Eurotiomycetes, Onygenales, Arthrodermataceae. Gene Ontology annotation, molecular function: RNA binding; nuclear export signal receptor activity.